Messenger RNA from Cloeon dipterum, 1728 nucleotides. RefSeq names its product G-protein coupled receptor Mth2-like. The transcript has 7 exons. Lineage: Eukaryota; Metazoa; Arthropoda; Insecta; Ephemeroptera; Baetidae. Bases 1 to 1431 code for a protein of 476 amino acids. Gene Ontology annotation, biological process: G protein-coupled receptor signaling pathway; cell surface receptor signaling pathway. Gene Ontology annotation, molecular function: G protein-coupled receptor activity. Gene Ontology annotation, cellular component: membrane. The record is from RefSeq and is a predicted model, not a curated record.
AUGGUGUGCGUGUGGUUUGCGGCGGCGGCGACGGCACUCGUCUGCUCGGCCGUUUUCGCGGCUAACCCGUGCAGCCAACUGCAAAACGGCACCCUCAACAGGGAUGGAGGGUUGGAAUCGCCGGAAGGCUUUAUAGGGGAGGAUGAGGCCUGUGCCUGCCCCGGCGACAAACCCUGUUUGAGGCUCUGCCAUAAAAGUGUUGAUGCAGACGGAGGUUUCAAUGAAUCAUUCAGAAGCGGAAAUAUGAGCAGAGAGAUGCAGCUGGAAGUUUGGGAGAAAAAUUCCUCCCGCCAAGUCCUUCUGUUUGACCACUUUGCGGUUGUUCCCGAGUCAAAUUGCCAGAGAGCAUUAGAACCUAUAAAAGAAAUCACUUUCUUCCUCAACGGCAGCAUUCAAUCAAACGAAGUUGGAUGGCUGCUCCAUCCAGAAGAUUUCUGCGUUACUCAAAUCAAUAAUUCUCUGGAGGGUUUUUACUGUCUUUACCCUGCGGAAAAAGGUUGGCGGUUUUACCUGUAUCCACCGUUUUUCAUCCUGAGUGCGGUUUGCCUGGCGCUCACCUUGUUCUCCUACCAAUUUUGCCAAGAGACGAAAACGCUGCACGAAAAAGCCAUUUACUGCCAAUCGACCGCCCUUUUCUUCUCGUUCGUCACCCUGACAAUAAAUUACCUCACUGGCGAGACGUCCCAUAUUCAUGUCUGCAAAAUUCUAGCUUACACGAAUUACUUCUUCCUGCUGGCGUCGUUUUUCUGGCUUAAUGUCAUGUGCAUCGACAUUUUCCUCACCUUCAGGAGUUUGACCGGAGUUUCUAGACCCAAAUAUUGGCAGGCAUCGAUAUACGCUUGGGGAAUUCCUUUCCUGCUUUUAGUAACCACAAUCGUGUUUGACCAGAAAACUAAAGGGCCCUACAGCCCAGGCAUUGGAGAAAUAUCUUGCUGGUUCAAUGGUAUUUUUGCGCAAUUAAUCUACUUCCACGGGCCUGUGAUUGCUCUGCUGCUGAUAAAUCUAGUUCUAUUUGGACUAACAGCCUUCAAUUUGUGGAUCGUGAGCUCCGAGUCGAAACGCGUCCUGCAAUCACCUGAAAGCAGCAAGCAGAAGAUUUGUUCAAAUCAGGAGAGCGACCGGUUCGUUCUGUUCAUCAAAUUAUUUUUACUGAUGGGCUGCACGUGGCUGAUGGAAAUCGUUUCUUGGGCAGUCGGCGGCGACGAGAGUAUUUGGUAUUUGCCGGACAUGAUCAACAACACUCGCGGCGUGCUCGUCUUUUGGUUCUGCGUGUGGUCGAAAAAGGCGUUGCGCGAAUCGCUGCUCCGGAUGCUCUGCAAAAAAUGCGCGAGAAAGGAGAAGAAAGAAGCGAGCGAUCGAAAUGCGACUGGAAUCAAUGUCAACAUCACGCAGUUUUCUGGCAGUUCUUUAACCUUGCAAAGUGAAAUUUAGGAUUAUUAUUUGUAAUUCUGUUUAUAUAUCGAGCCAUUUGUUCGGGCUCUCAAUUUACGAUGUUGGAAAGAAAAUAUUGAUUAGUUGUGACAAAUCCUUGUUACAUUUUCCUGCUUUUGCAAUUUAAAGUUUUCAUGCUAAUCAAGCACUGCCUCGAUAUUGUAAAAUUAAUAAUAUUUUUUUAAUUUUUCCUCUUAAUCAGCACAUGAGCGGAUAGAUCGAAUUCAAGUGAAAAAUCAACUUUCAAACGUCUAAAUUGGGUCUAUGUAAUAAUAAAAAAGUAAUUUAAAUAAAGGA